Solanum verrucosum is the source of this 3088-nucleotide messenger RNA. RefSeq names its product coatomer subunit beta-1-like. Lineage: Eukaryota; Viridiplantae; Streptophyta; Magnoliopsida; Solanales; Solanaceae. Gene Ontology annotation, cellular component: cytoplasm; COPI vesicle coat. Gene Ontology annotation, molecular function: structural molecule activity. Gene Ontology annotation, biological process: endoplasmic reticulum to Golgi vesicle-mediated transport; intra-Golgi vesicle-mediated transport; intracellular protein transport. The coding region runs from base 204 to 3050 and encodes 948 amino acids. The transcript has 5 exons. The record is from RefSeq and is a predicted model, not a curated record.
AGACUUGUAGCAUUACAACAUUUUACUCACUCUGCGGAUCUCGCAGAUCUGAGAAAGAAGACACCAAACUUUUCUCUUUUCUUAAAAUUCCACCCCAUUUUCUCUCCUCCGCCCCACAAAACCCACAAAUUCCUCUCUACAAAUUUCUCUUCACUUUGAUCCCACCAUUUCUGCCUUUAAUCUGGUAAGCUAACUAGAAUAAAAUGGAGAAGUCCUGUUCUUUGCUGAUACACUUUGAUAAGGGCACUCCAGCUCUUGCCAAUGAGAUCAAGGAAGCUCUUGAAGGGAGUGAUGUUCCUGCCAAGGUUGAUGCCAUGAAGAAAGCUGUCAUGCUUUUGUUGAAUGGUGAAACCUUACCCCAACUGUUUAUUACUAUUAUUAGAUAUGUCUUGCCCUCUGAAGAUCACACGAUUCAAAAGCUGCUGCUUCUGUAUUUGGAGAUUAUUGAGAAGACCGAUUCUAAGGGGCGUGUGCUUCCUGAAAUGAUCCUAAUUUGUCAGAACUUGAGGAAUAAUUUGCAGCAUCCAAAUGAGUACAUUCGUGGAGUAACUUUGAGAUUCCUUUGCCGGCUAAAUGAGGUUGAUAUAAUUGAACCUCUGAUUCCAUCUAUUAUGAGCAACUUGGAGCACCGGCAUCCGUAUGUUCGCCGGAAUGCAAUACUUGCUGUGAUGGCUGUUUACAAGCUUCCACAGGGUGAGCAACUUCUGGCAGAUGCACCAGAAAAGAUUGAGAACGUUCUUACCACAGAGCAGGAUCCGUCAGCUAAAAGGAAUGCAUUUUUGAUGCUUUUCCAAUGUGCUCAGGAACGUGCUAUCAAUUACCUCUUGACCCAUGUUGAUAGAGUAUCUGAUUGGGGUGACUUACUUCAAAUGGUUGUCUUGGAUUUGGUCCGUAAAGUUUGCAGGACAAACAAAGGGGAGAAAGGGAAGUACAUCAAGAUAAUUAUAUCACUGCUCAACUCCCCUUCUGCUGCUGUUGUCUAUGAAUGUGCUGGAACUCUUGUUUCUUUGUCUUCUGCCCCAACUGCUAUAAGAGCUGCAGCCAAUACCUAUUGUCAACUUCUACAGUCUCAGAGUGACAACAAUGUGAAGCUUAUCGUGCUUGAUAGACUGAAUGAAUUGAAAUCUUCUCAUAGGGAGAUCAUGGUUGAUAUGAUAAUGGAUGUCCUCAGAGCGCUCUCAAGCCCUAAUCUUGACAUCAGGAGAAAAACACUUGACAUUGUUCUUGAGUUGAUCACCCCCCGGAAUAUCAAUGAGGUUGUUCUCACACUUAAGAAAGAAGUCAUGAAAACCCAAAGCGGUGAACUUGAGAAGAAUGGUGAGUACCGUCAAAUGCUUAUCCAAGCCAUUCAUUCAUGUGCUGUAAAGUUUCCGGAAGUCGCAAGCACAGUAGUCCAUCUGUUGAUGGACUUCUUGGGAGAUAACAAUGUCGCUUCUGCAAUUGAUGUGGUUGUUUUUGUCCGUGAGAUUAUUGAAACAAAUCCAAAAUUAAGGGUUUCCAUUGUUACAAGACUACUGGAUACUUUCUACCAAAUUCGUGCUGCACGUGUUUGUUCAUGUGCCCUUUGGAUUAUUGGAGAGUAUUGUAUAUCUCUUUCUGAAGUUGAGAGUGGCAUUGCAACUAUCAAACAGUGCCUUGGAGACCUACCAUUUUAUUCAGCUUCUGAGGAAGGCGAAGCUAAUGAUUCUUCGAAAAAGUCUCAGCAAAUAAACUCCACUACUGUUUCAUCUAGAAGACCUGCUGUCCUUGCUGAUGGGACAUAUGCUACUCAAAGUGCUGCCUCUGAAACUGCUUUUUCACCCCCUACAGUAGUUCAAGGAUCUUUGACCGCUGGAAAUCUGAGAUCCCUCCUGCUAACUGGUGAUUUCUUCCUUGGGGCAGUUGUUGCUUGCACCCUGACUAAGCUUAUUUUGAGAUUGGAAGAAGUCCAACCAUCCAAAGUUGAAGUGAACAAAGCAACAACUAAUGCUUUACUGAUCAUUGUCUCAAUGAUACAGCUAGGGCAGUCUUCAGCUCUUCCACACCCAAUUGAUAAUGAUUCCUAUGAUAGGAUGGUUCUGUGUGUAAGAUUGCUAUGUAAUACUGGCAAUGAGGUCAGGAAGAUCUGGUUGAAUUCUUGCCAUGAGAGUUUUGUUAAAAUGCUUUCUGAUAAGCAGAUGCGAGAGACAGAAGAGAUCAAAGCAAAGGCUCAAAUUUCUCAUUCUCAGCCUGAUGACCUCAUUGAUUUCUACCAUUUGAAGAGUAGGAGGGGCAUGAGUCAGCUGGAGUUGGAAGAUGCAGUCCAAGAUGAUUUGAAGCGUGCCACUGGAGAAUUUGUAAAAGACGAGACUGAUGCUAAUAAACUAAACCGGGUUCUGCAACUAACAGGAUUUAGCGACCCUGUUUAUGCUGAAGCAUAUGUGACAGUUCAUCAUUAUGAUAUUGUCCUGGAUGUGACAGUUAUUAAUAGAACUAAAGAGACCCUCCAGAAUUUAUGUUUGGAAUUGGCAACUAUGGGUGAUCUUAAACUUGUUGAGCGUCCACAGAAUUAUACUCUAGCUCCUGAGUCGAGCAAACAAAUAAAAGCAAACAUCAAGGUGUCCUCAACUGAGACUGGCGUCAUUUUUGGGAACAUUGUUUAUGAGACGUCGAAUGUGUUUGACCGGAUGGUGGUUGUGCUAAAUGACAUUCAUAUUGACAUCAUGGAUUAUAUAUCCCCUGCAGUGUGCAGUGAUGCUGCUUUUAGAACCAUGUGGGCAGAAUUUGAGUGGGAAAACAAGGUUGCUGUCAACACUGUCAUUCAAGAUGAAAAAGAUUUUCUUGACCAUAUAAUCAAAUCAACCAACAUGAAGUGCCUUACUGCGCUGUCUGCUUUGGAAGGGGAAUGCGGGUUUCUCGCUGCUAACUUGUAUGCAAAGAGUGUGUUUGGCGAGGAUGCUUUGGUGAAUGUAAGCAUUGAGAAACAAGCAGAUAGUAAGCUGAGCGGCUACAUCAGGAUAAGGAGCAAAACCCAAGGAAUUGCUCUUAGCUUGGGAGACAAGAUAACACUCAAGCAGAAGGGAGGCAGUUGAUCAGAUCAACUUGAAUUUAGUAUCACCUAGAUCUGCUG